ACGCUUUGGUUACGUGGCCGCAGGGAGGAGGAGGGGCGGCGAUGCUGAAGAUGAUGGCGGCGGCCGAGAGCGGCAAUGGCUCGGGAGGCGGGCGGCUGGAAGUCUCCAUCGACGGCUUGACACUGAGCCCGGACCCAGAGGAAGAUGAAGGGCUGAAGAGCAGACCGCAGCAGCAGCAGGCCUCGGUUGGCAAAGCUGGCCCGGGAACCGAGUCAGGAUUGGGCCCAGGCUCCGGGGAUGGACAGGCCGCUGACCGGGAGACCCAGGCUCGGGUGGAGGAGAUGGAGCAGCGAUGGGGCUUCGCUCUGAACGAGCUCUACAGUCUGGCUCUCAGGUUCUUUAAAGAAAAAGAUGGAAAAGCCUUUCACCCAACAUAUGAAGAAAAACUGAAGCUUGUCGCUCUGCACAAACAGAUUUCUGUCGGCCCCUAUAGUCCUGACUCUUGUCCAGAGGUUGGCUUCUUUGAUGUUCUUGGCAAUGACAGGAGGAGAGAAUGGACUGCCCUUGGGAGCAUGAAAAAAGAAAAUGCCAUGGUGGAAUUUAUUCAUUUGGUGAACAAAUGCUGCAAUCUGUUUGAACCAUACGUCACCUCUCAUAAGAUAGAGAAGGAAGAGCAGGAAAGGAAGAGGAGAGAAGAGGAGGAGCGGCGCCGUAGGGAGGAGGAGGAACGAGAGCGUUUGCGGCAGGAGGAAGAGCGAAGGAAAAGGGAAGAGGAAGAGAAAAGGAGGCGGGAAGAAGAAGAACGAAGAAAUCUAGAGGAAGAGCGGUUUCGAAUGGAGCAACAAAAGCAACAGAUAAUGGCUGCAUUAAAUGCGCAGACUGCAGUGCAGUUCCAACAAUAUGCAGCCCAGCAGUACCCUGGCAACUUCGAGCAACAACAACUCCUGAUCCGCCAGCUUCAAGAGCAGCACUAUCAACAGUAUAUGCAACAGCUGUACCAGGUGCAGAUAGCACAGCAGCAGGCAACACUACAGAAACAGCAGGAACCAGUAGUACCAACAAUGCACAUUGGGAUUGGCGAAGUCCCAACUGUGAACGGACAAACAUCCACACGUACAGACAGCGCAGAAAAAGAGCCUGAGCCAGAAUCUUCAGAAGAAGUAUUGGAAAAUGGACCAAAAGAUGCAACACCGGUCAUAGCAGCACCAUCCAUGUGGACCCGGCCACAAAUCAAAGACUUCAAAGAGAAGAUUCGACAGGAUGCAGACUCUGUCAUCACAGUGGGCCGGGGAGAGGUGGUGACAGUGCGCGUUCCCACUCACGAAGAGGGUUCUUACCUCUUUUGGGAAUUUGCCACAGACAAUUAUGACAUAGGUUUUGGCGUGUGCUUUGAAUGGACGGAUUCUCCAAACACCACUGUGAGUGUGCAUGUCACCGAAUCCAGUGAAGACGAAGAGGAUGAUGAAGGGAGCCCCAGUGAAACAGAAAAGGCCAAGAAGGGGGCCAACAAAGUUCAGGUAGAUGAGGUGGUGCCUGUCUACCGACGAGAUUGCCACGAAGAAGUCUAUGCUGGAUCCCAUCAGUACCCGGGCCGAGGUGUCUAUCUUCUGAAAUUUGACAACUCCUACUCAUUGUGGAGGUCAAAAACGGUUUACUACAGAGUAUAUUAUACCAGAUAAAACCAAGCUUCAAUAUGCUUGGCAUCUGCUUUUGUUCUUGCUUUCUUUUGUAAACUUUAAUUUGCACAUUGUGCAUUGAAAUAAUUAUCAAAAUCAUUCGAUAUAAUAAUAAAUUGGGUGAAGGAUCUGCUAUUGCAGUAAUGAGAAUCACUGCCAGGAAUUGGUUUCAAUAGAUAUAUUUAGUGUCAUUAUUACACCAGGUUAAUGCUUUUGGUUAAUGAUAAAAUGAUAAAUUGGUUUGUUAUUGUCACAUGUACCGAGGACAGUGAGAAACUUGUCUUGAAUACGAUUCACACAUAAAUUUAUUGUAACAGUGCAUCAAGGUAGUACAAAGUAAAACAAUAACCAAGUGCAGAAUAAAGUGUUACAGUUACAGAGAAAGUGCAGUUCAAGGCCAUAACAAGGUAAAUUGUGAGGUCAAGUGCAUCCUAUUGUACUAGGGAGCCAUUCAGAAGUCUCUUAACAGCAGAGUAGAAGUUACUUCUGAGCUUGGUGAUACAUGAUUCAAGCUUUUGUAUCUUCUGCCUGAUUUGGAGAUGAGAAGAGAGGAUGUUCAGAGUGGAUGGGGUCUUUGAUUAUGCCGGCUACUUUACUGAAACGAUGAGAAGGAAUGUCUGUGUUUUAUUAUGAGGUGUGGUUUAUGCACCCCCUGCCUGUAGGCUGUGGAGCCUGGGAUGUCCUCUUAGAACCUGGAUGUAGUGAGUGGGGCUGGGGAGGAGUUUAAGAAAGAAAUUCUUGGAGAUCUGUAUGUUGCUGAGAUACCUGAAUGAGGAACCUUGUACAUACUGUACAUCGCCCCCUCCAGCUUUUCCUGUUUCAAAUUUUUUGUCAAACUCUUGUAUUUAAAAUUUCCAUCUGUUUUUGCUGUUUAAAAGGAGCUACUUGCUGGUAGAUCUGUGUCAGGUAUUUCUCUGGCAAUUGUUAAACCACAUGUCCCACAGGCUAGACGUCUGAGAUUAGGGUGAAUGCGGAGGGAAGUUAGAAGGAUGAAGGUGAGUGAUUGUUUUGUUCAUUAGGAGCAUCCUGCAAUCAGAACAAAAUUCAGUUGAUGGUUUGCUGGAGUAGCUUGAUCCAGUUAUUCAAUGCUUGGGGCCUGUCCACCUAAAUUCAAAUUCACUUGAUGGAAUCCCAUUGGUUGUCAGCAACUGUGCAGUUUAUUUUCUAUCUGUUCAACCUUUUCCAUCAGAAUAGCACAUACCUAUUUCCCCUGGUAUGUUUCUGGUACUUGUGUAUUCUGGCAGCAAGUAUCUCCUUUACACAGCGCCGUUUCCUUCAGUGGCAACACUGAUGUCUUUUGAAUCAAAAUUCAAGCUUGAAGAAAGCCUCAAAGCUUGUGUGGCAUUUGCUUGAGUUCUUCAACUUGUAUCUCAUUCUAGAGAACAGCCAGCCACUGGAAGUAGGGGCAAGCAUUGGCAGGUGGAACACUUGCAGACUGUCACCUGUUUUGCUGUUUUUCACCUUGUUACAGACAACACCCCUAUCCAAAUUAUUCCCCAUGGGACAGAUUAAUGUUCAACUGUACAAAUCAAGUUAACUCUGAGAUGGAUACUCUAGAAUUAUGGAUGUUGCAUUUCCACUCUCCGGGGGUACUUGUUCUCAGCAUCUGUGAGGCUGUCUUUUCUUAUGAGUAUCUCUGACAGAGGUAAAACCGGCAGAUUUUGUGUUCCUGAAUGCCCUCGUGUGAUCCCAGCUGUAGAAUAAUGUGGGUGUAAUUGCAAUUGGACUCGUCUAUGAUCACCUUCCCAGUGCGGCAUGUACUGCCACAUUGUAUGAGCUGACUAGAAAGUCAAAAAUAUAUUCACUUGUAUGGCAUGAAAAUCUAGAGAUAAAGAUGUGUUUUAGGUCAAUUUGGACACCUUAAUGUGGUAGCCAAGUUCAGCUCAGGGAAAUGGGGCUGGCUAGAGAUUUCAGGAAAAUUAAUGUUGGCCUUGACCUAAACCCAUCAUGAUAGAGUAAAUCCCAAUCAAAUCACUGUAGACAGUAAACGGCUUCUCCAGCCAGGGAUGCCUCUUGAAAUUUUAGAAGCUCACACUUUAAACUUUCCUCAACAUUUUUUGCCUAUCAAUAAGGCAGUGAAGAUAGCAAGCCAGAGAGAAACAGAAUGAUUGUGGGCGGUGCAGAAAAUGGAUCUCAUUUGGAAAAGACCAGGAAAGUGGUUGGUUCUGUAUGUUCCUCCAAUGACCUUGAUAUCACCUUGGGAUAUGGUGUCCUGGAAUAUUAUGCAACGGAAGAAGUUCAUGUCCUGAUAAAUGUGUCAGUCUGGAGGAAAGGUUGUUUCAUUUAAGAUGCCUGUCGGGUGGAUUGCCAUUUUGACAGUGGAACAUCUCUAUUUGAAUAGGCACGGUGGAGAGUCGAGGUCUGAGCUUUUCAUCCCCACUCUCAAUCCUGGAUAUUCCCCAUUGAACUUUUGUAACUUUGCUAGCAAGACUGUUACAGUGGGUCAACAACUGUCACCAUGGAUGGGGCCAGCUAUAAGGUGAACAGUACAUCAUUUAGACUGGGUGGAACUCCAUUUUCGACUAAAGUGUACCAAAUUGCCUCUUAGAUGAGGCAGUGAAUACUGGGAGCCACCCAUCCAAUUACAGGCUCAUCCCAAAUUAGUAUCUGCAUAAGGAGAAUGACAAAUAUGGGGAUUGAAGUACUGAGCAGCUUGAUCCCCCUACCUCUAUGAACUGGGCUCCCCAUAGGCAGUAACCAAGUGGCAUGAAGACAGCUCCAUUACCCAAGUCAAGAAAGCCACAACUUAGUUAGUCUCAGAGGUUAACACUUAAAACCUUUCUUCUCCCCUCUUUAUUUUUAAAGCAAUAUAUUUUUGUGACUGUACAGGUUGAAUGGUGAUUUCUAAUUAUGUAUAUUUAAAGUAUAUGUUUAUAAUGUAGAGGGAUCUUUCAUGGGCUUGUUGGUCUGGAAUCAAGAUAUUCAGCUGCUAACCUGGCCUGUCCCUUUUGUGUUGGUCUCUCCCUGUGAGCAGCGAAGAAGGAACAAAACUGCAAAAUGUGUAAUAUUAGUGAAUUGCUCUGGACUUUGGGUCAGCAAUGCCCAGCCCAAUGCUUUUCUUCAAAUAUUAAAAAAAUAAGUUUUGCAUAAAUAACAGAAGUGUGACGUACUUGCACUAAGUACAGAUUUAUUUCUCCCUUAUAAUUUAAUGCUUUUUCUCAUACUGACAUGCCUGGAUUUGCAGCUGUUUUGUCACCAAAGACCCUUCAUUCACGUCAUUAACUUAAGAUCUCCUUCACAAAUGAUGCUUUCAUUUCCAGUAGUGUGGUCACCUGGUAUGCCCAAACAACAUGGCUGUGAUCUGUACAGUUCUGAGAGCGGAGUUUAUUCUACAGGUGGUGAUUCUGUGUGUUUUUUUUUGUUUUCUCUCUCAUUCUCUUUUAUAAAUAAUUUUUAACCCUUGUUUUGUACAUAAUAAUUUUCUCUGUCCCCUUUCCUUUUUGUGUGUACGUACAGCUAUUUUCUUAAUUAGACAGCUCUACCUGUUUUAUAUGGUUUUCAUUAUUCCAGUUUUCAGAGAAAUGGAAAUAUAAUGGGGCUCUUACUUUGCAGAGAUUGUUACUGGAAAUGUGGUCUGAUUUCCCAGGAUAUUAAACAUGGGAAGGUUUUAUUGCAGUGAGUUUUUAAAACAAAAUGACCAGUGCAAUUUCAGAAACUGUUUCUUUCAAUAAUAUAUUUAAUCUCAAUUAAAAUGUGUAUCAGCAGUCUUUAUUUUCCCUCCCUUUUUUGUGAGAUUUGCAUUAGUUUGAAGUUUUAAGUAAAUUAUUAAAUGCAUAUGUCAAUACACCUAUCUUCCUUCUGGAUUAACAGAAUCAGGGCAACACUGAUAGCUGUGUAAAGCUUAACAGACUUUUUUUCCAUCUAUAUUUGUGCUCUUUGGACCUGAUACUUGAGAAUAUAGAUAUUUGGCAUCUAUUUUCUUGAUAACCUUCUGUCAGUGCGGUGAGGGUAUUCGACAGUGGCAUAGUGUACUAUAAUCAAGUAACUUGCUAGGUAGAUCCUUUUAGAGGCCAGAUUAGGAUGGACAGCAAAGUUGCACAUAUUCAGUUAAGCAGACAGGCUUCCUUCAUUAAUUUUAAGUUCUCUGUUUGCUAAAUAUAUAAGUAACCAGUGGUUAUGUACUAUGGAGACAUAAUAGACUGCAAAUUUUGUUAUCUGGAACAACACACAAACCAAUGGAGGAACUUUAGUAUUAAUGUUGGGGAAAUUGUCAGUUGACAUUUCAGGUCAAGCCCCUUUGUGCAUUUACCUCUAGAUGCUGCCCGAUUAAGAGUACCUCUAGUGUUUUGUGUUAUCUAUUUUUCCGUUCUUUGCAGCACACAUUGCUUUUUGUUCUGGGCUUGUAUGUGUGGAUGGAAAAGGUUGCAUUUAUUGGCCUCUGCUGAUUGUCCUCAGAGGUGAUGUUAACACACCAUCUUGCACUGGAUUUUAGUUUUAAAAUACUUUCUUUAUUCAUGAUGUGGAGGUCAGUGUCAAGGCUAGCAUUGUUACUUAUCCAUAAUUAGCCCCCAAGAUGAUGGUGAAUGGUCAGGAAAAGUGGUAAAGGUGACUCCUUGUAGUUGUUGGGUGGGAGUCUCAGGAUUUGGAUGCAGCAACAGUAAAGGAGUAGGCUUUGGGAGGUGAUGUCUGUGCAGCCUUGUCAGUUAACAGCAGUGUAUUUUGUAGAUGGCACACAUGCUGAUAGCAUCUCCCAAACCAUUGACCCUUACCACUGGAGAGGACACAAGAAGCACGGCAAGGCCACUAAUUGCAGGUUCUCCAUAUUGACUUGUAUGUAUGUGGCUGUUUUAUUGUCAUGGCUGUAUCUAAGUGCAGAAGUUUGCACAGUGUCAGUGCUGUCAACUGCUUUGCCCCUCCAAUGCUGCUUUAGAGACUGCUCCUUGCAAGCAUGAGGGGCACAGUGAAACAGCUGAAGGAGUUUGAGCCAAAGACACUGCUCUGAGGAGCACCUGCGAUAAUGUCCUGGCACUGGUUGACUGUAAUCCAAUCAUUGUCUCCCUUUGUGUGCGACAGGACCCCUUUAAGUGUCAUCCCAUUAAUACCUAUUGACUUCAAUUUUACCGGGAUUCCCUGAUGUUCUACUUAGUCAAAUGCUUGUAAUAUGAUAAAGCACAUAAUCUAAAUGGUAAGUGAUUGCAGAUAUUUGAAAUGCAGAGAUCUUGGAUACUCUUGUUCAUCUUCUCCCAGGCUAGCAUCUCCAAUAUUAAUCAUGGGAAGAGGCUCAAACAGGGAAAAAGAUUGAAGAAUGUAGUCAAAAACUACUUUAUGAAAUGUAACAUCUUCACUGAUUCUGUAAAUCUCUGGCCCCUGAUUCAAAGUGGUGUAAGGAGCAGUUGAGAUGGUUGUUGAGAACCUUGAGGCAUGCAUUUUGCACACACACAAACCCCAUGUAAGCAGUUAAUGAUCUUAUUAAAUGAUGGAGAAGGCUUGAGAGGAUGUGAUGAAGCCUGAAAGCCAAAUUGUCGUGGUUCAAAUUCCAAUAGGGUAACAAUGACUGGUGAUUGUGUAGUUAGAUAAGGGAUUGAUUUGCUGAUUUAUCUAUUGUAAAGAGGGCAUACCUGAUUGAUUGUCCCCGCUUAUCCUCUUGAUACCAAGUAGCUGAAUCAUAAACAGAAGAGAUUCUGCAGCUGCUGAAAAUUGAGAGCAGCACAAAAUGUUGGAGGAACUCUUGCAAGUCAGGCAGCGUCUAUAGAAAUAAACAAUUGAUGUUUCAGGCCAAGACUCAUUAGACAGCAAAGGAAGGGGGAUGACCCCAGAAUAAGGUUUAGGGAUGGGGAAGGAGUAUAAGCUAGGUUGUGGGUGGAGGAGGUGGUGGAUGAAGUAAGAAGCAGAGGCGAUGGGUGAAAAAGGUAAAGGGCUGAAGCAGAAAGAAACUCUUAGGAGAGUGGACCAUGGGAAAAAAAGGAGGGGCACCAGGGGAGGGGAGGGAGUUAUAGGCACGUGAGAAGAGGGAGGCCAGAGUAGGGAAUCGAAGGGGGGAGGAACAAUUACCAGAAGUUGGAGAAAUUGUUGCUCAUUCCAUCAGGUUGGAGGCUACCCAGACGGAGUAUAAGGUAUUGCUCCUCUAACCCGAGUGGCUUCAUCGUAUCAGUAAAAGAAACCAUGGACCAACUUAUUGGAAUGUAGAUCGGACAAAACGGUUGGCCGCCAGGAAAUCCUGCUUUUUGCAGAUGGAGCAAAGGUGCUUGACAAAGCAGCCCCCCAUUCCAUGUUGCCUCUCACCAAUGGAGGCCACAUCAGGAGCACUGCAUGCAGUAACGUGCAGGUGAAGUGUUACCUCACUCGGAAGGACUGGCACUUGUUUAACUUGCCAGGGGUAAGUACCAGGAGGGAUAGUUGGAGAGAUGAAAGGACAAGGGGAUGACUAAGGGUGCAAUCCCUGUGUGAGGUGGAGAGUAUGGGCUAAGUUAAGUGGCUGGAUACCAGCUUUGGUGAGGGUAGGGAAGUCUCAAGAGGAAGCCAAGAUGCCCAACGAUAGUUGCAGGUGCUUGUUUUGUAUUCAUAGCUUGAUUCCCAUCAUUUGUCAAGGAUGUUCUUGGCAUCUGCUUCCAAAUGCAGAAUUUAAACUGAUCUUUGAGUUGUGCAAUCAUAUUGUUUACUGUUCUGCAUACGUGAACAUAAGGUGGUCUGAUGAGUCAUUGCAGUAUGCAGAGACCUUUUGGCCCAAUGACUUAGUCUCAAUUUCCUGUGUUCAACUCUAUUCUAAGCCCCCACCUCCUCCAAGUGCAUCUUAAGUACCCAUUCUAUAUACGUCACUCUCUGCAUGGAUAAAAGUUGCCUCAGGUCCCUUUUUAAAUUUUCCCCUCUUGCUCUAAUCCUAUGCUUCCCUAGUUUUGGAUCCCUUACUCCAAGGAAAAGACCUGAUAUCCACCUUAUCUUUGCCUCAUAAUUUUCUUCAUUCUUGUACACUCCAAGGAAUAAGGUCUGGCAAUCUGCCCUAAACUCAGGCCCUGUGGUUCUGGCAGUGUCCUCAUAAAUCUUUUCUGCACUCUUUCCAGUUUAACAUCUUUUCUACGACACAGUAUUGAACUGCAAGCACGAAAACACUGACCCAAAUGAUUUUUCCAUGGCUGCUCCUACCAGUGCAGUUGUGGACAAAUGAAUGCUUGCGAUGCGUAAGGAGAGUGGGUAGAUCAUUGGAGGUGUGUGGAGCAACUUGAUUUUGCAGAAAGUGUUGGGUGCCUGGAUAAGCUGCCAAGGGUGGUAGUGGAGGCAAAUAUGAUAGAGGCACUUAAGAGGUUCUUAGUUUAUGAAUGUACAAAGAAUGAAGGGAUAUGGACUUGUGCAGGAAGAGAGACUAGUUGAAUUACCUUGGCACAACAUCAUGGGGUGAAGGAGCUGGUCCUGUGGUGUGUUGUUCCAUGACUGGUGACACAGAUAUAGAUGCCACAGGGUCUAUGGUGAUGGGCAUCAAACUGUCAGUUUGGAGUCAUACAUUCACUUGACCAAAGGUGAAAGAUUUCUUGCUUUUGCAUUAACAAAUGUUUUUAUUGUACCAGUCUAUUUUAUUGUACCAUUUCAUAAAGCUACCAGAUAAUGAGAUCUGCUUCAAUUUCUGAAGCCCUACUGUUCCACUCAAAAACAGCUUUGCUUGUUCUCUGCUCAUCCUUCUUGUUUUACGGGCCUUCAGAACAUAUGUAAGGUCAUGCAGGAAACUAGUAAUUUAUUUUCUUUACUGUGAAGUUGGUCACUAAUAUCUGGGAUUCUUAGUAAGGAACCACGUUGGGUUGCUAAGAUACUGAAGGAUGUCACACUGUUCAUCAACUGUACUGGUUUUAUACAGAUAUGCUACACACUCUUUCAAAUACUUUAAUAGGAAAACCUUACCAGAAACAGAAAAGUACACACAAAUAUUUAAAAACAGUUACUAAAUACACCAAAAACAUUUCUUAUAAAAAGUAAAGCAAACAAUGGGAUCUACUUUAUGAAAAAUAUUAAAUUUUAUAUUUCAGAUCUGAUAAGAAAUUUGUUUGUCCUAUAUAUAAAAAAAAUGCUGGCGCUGUUCAAAAGUCAUUUUAAAGUAUUUUCAAAGCUGCACUGCUGGAAACUGGGAAGGGGAGAAAAAAAUCAAAUUUAUAAAUCCACUUUAAUUUCAUCCUUCCAGAGAAAUAAAAAAAAUCAUGUACGCUGAAAACUAAGAAUGUCCACCAGGUGCUUAUGAGAUUCUAGCACCUGCUCCCCAGCGCGUUUAAAGUCUCUAGAAUUACAGUAUCCCACCCCACUGAUUAAUGCUCUAAUGUUCAGCACACUCUUCUCCCCAUGGCUCAACCUCUCUCUUCCCCUAUUUAUCCUGCACACAUCUCCACCAUCCUUCACCCCCAGAUUCCACACUCUACCCCCCACCCUAACCUCCCUUCCCCUGAAAGAAUAAAAUAA
This is a messenger RNA of Hypanus sabinus (Atlantic stingray), 9992 nucleotides long. It is a transcript of the gene acbd3, whose product is annotated as acyl-Coenzyme A binding domain containing 3. Lineage: Eukaryota; Metazoa; Chordata; Chondrichthyes; Myliobatiformes; Dasyatidae. Gene Ontology annotation, molecular function: fatty-acyl-CoA binding. The record is from RefSeq and is a predicted model, not a curated record. Bases 42 to 1619 code for a protein of 525 amino acids. Gene Ontology annotation, cellular component: Golgi membrane. The transcript has 8 exons.